Molecule: messenger RNA, 1014 nt
Organism: Penicillium robsamsonii
Lineage: Eukaryota; Fungi; Ascomycota; Eurotiomycetes; Eurotiales; Aspergillaceae
Exons: 1
Coding region: 1-1014 (337 amino acids)
Source: RefSeq, a predicted model, not a curated record
AUGGCUAGACCACAACCUCAGCAUUGGCUACACAAUCUCUCAAAACCACAGCAAUGGCGCCAUUUAUUUCGCGCUACGCUGCGCGAAUGUACCUACCUACCUGACCCCAUCGCCCGCAACUACAUGAAAGACCAUAUCAUCUCCCGAUAUCGUGCUGCUUCCUCCCGUUCCCCGAAGGCUGGUCCCCAGGCGGUUCACGCGGCAAGAAAUGCGUUGUCAGUUCUACGACGAGCAAAUGAAGGCUAUUCACGGCCUCUCGAGAAGGUGUUAUUAUUGUCAUACGGUCGCACUGGGAGACGGCGACAUGAGCUGCUGGCAAAAAUGUUAACACCGGAAAUCCCUGAUGACUCUUUAGCUCUCAAAGAGCUAAUCUCCCGGCCUGCUGAUUUCAGUGAUGACUGGGAACCCUCAGCUAUCGUGAAGAGCCUUGCAGCCUCUCAAAUGCAGAACACAGUGGUUGCAGCAGUCCGCAUCAGGCCGUUGAUCAAACAAUUGGAACCUCCGAUCCCCAAGGAGGACAGCUGGGGGAGAGAAGUGUGUCAGUCUCGGAAGAGAAAUAUUCGAAGGAAAUGGUACAAUGCCACAUUGAGCAGUCUCCUUCCACCAUUACCAGAGAAGGAUCACCAGGUGCUUAUGGGACUCAUAUCGGGGACUGUGCCAUGGGAGCCUGUCAAAAGGAGAGGUUCAAAUCCCCAGAUUCCCCAGACCAAGCCUGGAAUCAAGUCUGGUAGUGAGCUCUUUAGGUUGCUGGCUAGGGGCCCUGAAAAGGGUACCACCUUUGCCGAAUAUGCCAAUGGCCGGCCACAUACCAUUACAAUCCGGCUCAUGCGUCGUCAAUGGAGACGUCUGUCUGCUCUUGUACCACGACAAUACUGGAAUCCGAUAUCGCAAAGGUGGCGUUUUAUGUGGGAAUCACCAAAGGAAGUCCCGCAGCUAUGCUUCGAUCUGGACAGUAGCAUCAACCCAGAGGCUUUUUUUCAAAAAGCCAAUUUAGGCAAAGGAAGACAAGGCUGA